Molecule: messenger RNA, 644 nt
Organism: Schistocerca nitens (vagrant locust)
Lineage: Eukaryota; Metazoa; Arthropoda; Insecta; Orthoptera; Acrididae
Exons: 2
Coding region: 1-351 (116 amino acids)
Source: RefSeq, a predicted model, not a curated record
AUGGCGAGAGGCAGCGCCACAGCCGCCCUGCGACACGCCGUCCUCGCCGCCCGGACCACGUGCGCCAAGGUGCUGAAGAAACUGGGCCCCCGUGGAGCGCGGCGGCCGCGCCACCACGUGGCCAUGGCGGCCAGCGACAACCCGGUCUUCUCCUGCGGCGAGCCCGCCGUCUGCUCAGCAGAACCGCAGCGGCCGCCGGCCGACGUUCAGCCGGAGGACGCCAAGAGCCGCCUCACAGUCCUCACCUGGCUGGACGACGUCGCGGACCUGGAGGACAUGGACAACCGCCUCAACGAGGCGCUCGAGGCCAAGAUGGCCGCCGCCCAGCGCGGCGGCUGCACCAGUGGCUAGCCCCUCGCUGCUCUGCUAGCAUCCGCACAAUACGUGUGAAACGUCAGAACUUCUACCUCGCAUUCUGCGUAGAACAAGUUUUAUUAGCGUUUUGUAAUACGCACACGAUUACAAAUAUUAUAUUGGAGUAAUACUUCCAUUUAGCAGUAUUUCGUAAACAUUCACUUGAACAAGUGAAUCUUUGUUACCUGAGUACAAGAUAUACGCUUUCUGAUAAAUGUAGAUACAUCUUAUUUAUCGAUCUAAAAAUUAUUCUUAUAUUGUUUAGCAAAACUUCUGUAUCGCUGUCUCUA